Molecule: messenger RNA, 1191 nt
Organism: Bactrocera tryoni
Lineage: Eukaryota; Metazoa; Arthropoda; Insecta; Diptera; Tephritidae
Exons: 4
Coding region: 1-1191 (396 amino acids)
Source: RefSeq, a predicted model, not a curated record
AUGCAAGGUGAGAAUGUACCAAGCAAAAAAGGGCCAUCAGUUCAGACUGGUAUUGAUCGCCACAUUAAUGUAAAAAGGAAAUUGAGUCCUAUUAAAACAGCGGUCAAUACCAAAAAAUUUCAAGCAAACACGCCAAACACCAAAAAGCCAGAAAUUCUUAAUGGCAACAGAUUUGCCUUAUUAAGCAAAGGGCCUAACGACGAAGCAAAGGGUACCACCACGGUCGUGAAUGCCAAACCCCCUCCAAUCUAUUUGCGUGAGCGUAGCUCAAAUGUGCUUGUUUCAAAAAUGAGCAAUAUAAUAGGCACAAACAAUUUCCACAUUGUGCCUUUGAAAAAAGGUAACAUAGAUGAAACAAAAAUUCAAACAUACACUGAAAAAAGUUUCAUGGAAAUUGUAAAAUUCCUAUCAAAUGAUAACAAGAAUUACUACUCGUACCAACUGAAGAGCUCAAAAGGCCUAGUUGUUGUCAUAAAAGGUAUAGAGUCUUCGGUAAACUCUAACGAUGUUAGAGAAGCACUAGAAGAAGGUGGUUUUAGCAUUAAAUCAGUAGUAAAUAUUUUUAACAAGAACAAAGUCCCACAACCAAUGUUUAAAAUAGAAUUGACGGAAAGCCGAGCCUUAGAACCAAAGCGAGCCAGAGAGGCUCGUUUGCAGCAAAUGCGUCAGCAUGCAACAGAAAGUCGAGCCUCAGAACCAGAGCAAGGCGGAGAGGCUCGUUUGCAGCGAAUGCGUCAGCAUGCAACGGAAAGACGAGCCUCAGAACUAGAGCAAGGCAGAGAGGCUCGUUUGCAGCAAAUGCGUCAGCAUGCAGCGGAAAGCCGAGCCUCAGAACCAGAGAAAGCCAGAGAGGCUCGUUUGCAGCAAAUGCGUCAGCAUUCAGCGGAAAGCCGAGCCUCAGAAUCAGAACAAGCCAGAGAGGCUCGUUUGAUGCAAAUGCAGAAACAAAACGAAGAGGGAUCUAGAGCAAAGGAUAACAAUGGGAAAGCCUGCAUUACCGAUUGCGACAGUUUGGACGAGUUUGUGAGGAUUUGUAAACGUACAACAGGCAGCAAAAAUGUGCAGUAUAUUCUCGAUUACGUUGAUGUUGUAUAUGAAACAGAUGAGCCUGAUGAGAUAGAAAUACAGCAGAGUAUUGAGAUAACAUCUUUGAUAGCGCCGAUUGAUAUAACAACACAAUGUGGAAGAUGA